UAGUUGUGGGGUUCGCGGCAGUAGAAGGGCUGCGCUAGAGCUCGGGGCUCGUUCACGUCUCCCGGACCAGCGCACGCUCGUGUGCACUUGCGCAGAAGGGAGGCCAGGAUUGGUUGUGGGACGGUCUCAUUUUUCUUGUGCCCAAUCUGGACGCGCCGGGGGUGGGUCUUAGCGCCCUGACAGUCUGAGUUUCCGCGCGCAUUUCUUCGGGCCAUGGAGUCGGAGCUGGUGCGGCGCCUCGCCCCGCGCCUCGGCCUGGCGGAGCCGGGUGUCCUGAGGAAAGCAGAGGAGUACCUACGGCUGUCUAAGGUGAGGUGUACCGGUCUGUCUGCUCACAGCUCAGAAACCAGCAGUGCUGUCAUAUGCCUGGACCUUGCAGCUUCCUGCAUGAAGUGCCCCCUGGAUAGAGCUUAUUUAAUUAAGCUCUCUGGCUUGAACAAGAAGAUGUAUCAGAGCUGUCUUAAAUCUUUUGAGUGUUUACUGGGAUUAAAUUCAAAUAUUGGAAUAAGAGACCUAGCUGUACAGUUCAGCUGUACAGAAGCAGUGACCAUGGCUUCAAAGAUACUGCAAAGCUACGAGUCUAGUCUUACCGAAGCACAGCGAGCAGACCUGGACUUGUCCAGGCCGCUUUUCACCACUGCUGCACUGCUUUCAGCCUGCAAAAUUCUGAAGCUAAAAGUGGAUAAAACCAAAAUGAUAACUACAUCUGGUGUGAAAAAAGCAAUAUUUGAUCGGCUAUGUAAGCAGUUAGAGAAGAUUGGGCAGCAGAUUAACAGAGACUCUGGAGAUUUAUCUAGUCCAGCACUGAAGAAAAAGAAGUCUGUGGUUGAAACACCAGCAAAAGAAAUAGAAGAAGUAAUAGAAACCCCACAUAAAGCACUGAAAGAUGAAGGUCUGACACAGGAUUAUGAAGAAUGGAAAAGGAAGAUUUUGGAAAAUGCUGCCAAAGCUCAAACAGCUACCGCAGAGUCUAGAAGAUGAAGGGCCUGAGGAUUCAUCUAAACUUGUAUACCAGGCGUACUGAGGAUUGUCUCAAUAUGAAAGACACUAGCACUAGGCACCUCAUGUGGAAAUAGAUCAACCAUAGUACCUCCGUAGACUCUGGAUGGAAUUGGGACCAUUUUGCUUCUCUGUGUUAAGCUUAAGAAAGUCUCCUGACUUAACCUAGAACACACAAAAGAUGUCUCAGACAUUUUACUUGUUUUUUGUGUUUUUAUUUUAUUUCACUAAAUCAGUGUUAUAGAGCCUAAGUUAAUAAAUGUUUAUUUUUUUUAAAUUUA
This is a messenger RNA of Peromyscus maniculatus bairdii (prairie deer mouse), 1280 nucleotides long. It is a transcript of the gene Orc6, whose product is annotated as origin recognition complex subunit 6. Gene Ontology annotation, molecular function: DNA binding. Lineage: Eukaryota; Metazoa; Chordata; Mammalia; Rodentia; Cricetidae. Gene Ontology annotation, cellular component: nuclear origin of replication recognition complex. The record is from RefSeq and is a predicted model, not a curated record. Gene Ontology annotation, biological process: DNA replication initiation; DNA replication.